AAAAAUUCUAAAAAAAUGUCUUUUGAACACGAACAAUUUAAACGAUUUUUAAAAAAAGAAAAUAAUAACAACAAGCAAUGCUUAAAUAAUUAUUCCCCUACAACAGAAAAAAGAUUAUAUACAAAAAUUUCAACAAAAAAAUCACCUCGAAUAUAUCAACAAAGAACAAUUAUAGAAUAUAGAAAAAAUGAAGAAGAAGAAAAAGAAGAAAUUAAUUUUAAUAAAAAUAAUAAAAAUUUAGUUGAAUAUUUAUUCCCUUCAAAGGCGAAGAAGCUUGCUGUUAUAAUUGUUUGUAUCAAAAUGUUGUUGUUUUGUUGUUGGCUUGUACAUGGUAAGUUUUGUUGA
Molecule: messenger RNA, 345 nt
Organism: Meloidogyne enterolobii
Lineage: Eukaryota; Metazoa; Nematoda; Chromadorea; Rhabditida; Meloidogynidae
Source: the annotation of a GenBank genome assembly